AUGACUGUUUCGGUUCUGACAGAGUCCGAUGGGAAUCUGGCUACUCGUCGUGUGGUGAAUGGGACUCUGGGACAGUCAGUCACUUUGCCAGGAAAUGUGCCAGGAGAAAGCAUUUCAUUCAUUAUUUGGGAGUACACAAAUUCAUCCAAUCAAAAAAAGUUUCCAUUAUGUGUGAAAUAUAAAGACAGCUCAGCAAUUUGUAACAGAGAGAGGAUCACGUUAAACCCGAAGGACUAUAACCUGGAAAUACAGAACCUAACAGACAGUGACAAAGGUCUGUAUGAAAUAAAUGCAUGGACCGAUACAGAUAUCCAUAAAGAGGUGAUGGAACUGCGAAUUUAUGAAUGUGUAUCAACACCCAUAAUAAUUAGCAACCAAGUUGACUUAGAUGAGGUAUGUAACAUCAGUUUGCACUGUUUACUGGAGCGUGGCUCGGAGCCAGUUUACACUUGGUGGACAGGAGAUGAUGAGGUCAUGGCCGAUGAGUCACACGUACUGACUGACAGAGGGAGAAGACUGGAAUUGUCCUUAAGGCUGAAUGAUAACAACACAGUGUACAACUGCACAGUGAGGAACCCUGUCAGUGAGGCAACUACGAGUGUGGAUCUCAGAAAGAUCUGUCUGGUCACUGAAGAGAGAAUCGGGAACCUUGCCGGAGAUUUCAACAGUCAACUAAAAGCCAAAGUGGUGUCAUUUAUUGCCUUCUCUGUUGCAAUUGAUGAGAGCAUCGACCUGACUGAAGUAGCUCAAUUGGGAAUAUUUAUUCGUGGAGUUGAUGCAUCUUUGACCUUCACCGAGGAGUUUGUGGAGAUGUUGCCCAUGACAAACACCACGACGGCGAACGACGUUUUCUCCAGCCUCGUCGAGGCCUUGGACAGACUGGAGUUUGACUGGAGUCACGUUGGCAGCGUGGCAACAGAUGGCGCACCGUCCAUGGGCGGGAAAUGUCAGGUGUUGUUGCGAAACUCAGAGAGGAAGUUCAGGCAGAGAAUCCAGAGCAGGAAUUCGGGAAUUUUCAUUGUAUUAUACACCAAGAGGCGUGAUGUAGCAGGGGCCUGA
Hypanus sabinus (Atlantic stingray) is the source of this 1059-nucleotide messenger RNA. Its product is annotated as SLAM family member 7-like. The coding region runs from base 1 to 1059 and encodes 352 amino acids. Lineage: Eukaryota; Metazoa; Chordata; Chondrichthyes; Myliobatiformes; Dasyatidae. The record is from RefSeq and is a predicted model, not a curated record. The transcript is spliced from 3 exons.